AUGUCGGGAGGAGGAGCACCGUCGAGGUACGUGAAGUUGACAAAGGAACAAGCUCCGGUCGAUGAGGUUAACCCCGGCGAACUCAAUCAACCAAUUCAGGUUCCUGAACUAGGUGUUUACAAAUGCAACGAAUGUGGCCAAACUUUGCCUGAAAAUUUUGAAGCUCCUGCAGAUGAGCCAUGGACUACCGGAAUAUUCGGGUGCACUGAGGACAUGGAUAGCUUUUGGCAAGGAUUAUUUUGCCCAAGUGUUCUGUUCGGACGUGUCUAUGAAACUCUGAGUGAGGAGGAAACCUCAUGGAAGAGAGCAUGUGUUUGCCAUUCGAUUGUAGUAGAAGGCGGUCUUAUGGCCGCAUCCAUGCUUGUUUGUAUUCCCGGUAUAGAUCCACAUACCACGUUUCUUUUAUGGGAAGGCUUGUUUUUUGUUUGGUGGAUGUGUGGGAUUUACACUGGAAAUGUCAGGCAAACUCUACAGCGCAAGUAUCAUCUCCAGGACUCUCCUUGCGACCCAUGUAUGGUGCAUUGUUUCCUCCAUUUCUGUGCGGUUUGCCAAGCACACCGUGAGAUGAAGAACCGUCUUUCGGAUAACUUUGUGAUGCCAAUGACUGUGGUUAACCCGCCACCAGUUCAAGAGAUGAGUUCCUCCUCUAACAACGGACACCACCAUGACUCUGUCCCGGUACGCAAAGUCUUUAGCGUUGAGUUUUCUAGAUACAGAGUAUCGAAAACAUUACAAUUUCCAAAGAUGACCGGAAGAGAUGCUGCUCCGAUUCCCAACGUUGACUUACCUUCUACAACGGCGGGAUCACGAGUUUCAGCAUCGUUGCCAUGCCAACGGAAAAGUAUAGUUAACGCAGGACAGGGAGAUGUUUUCUACGGCGAAGAUGACGUGGCAGAUUUGAUGUUUGGAGAAGAAGACGUGGAACAAGACUCGGUGAUGAGAGCUUACAGAAGUGACGAAGCCAUGAGAUCUAUUCAAGAUACAAGAAGACGACAAAGAAGAAGCUUUUUUUGCUUUGAAUGUUUCGACUUUCUCAUACUUGUUUUCUCUAGAAAUAGGAACUAA
Eruca vesicaria subsp. sativa (arugula) is the source of this 1065-nucleotide messenger RNA. The record is from the annotation of a GenBank genome assembly. NCBI's taxonomy places the organism in Eukaryota, Viridiplantae, Streptophyta, Magnoliopsida, Brassicales, Brassicaceae.